AUGGUUCCAGCUGACGUAUUGCUCGAAACUCUCGUUCCGGGCUACGGGCUUUUAGCUCGUUCACUUCCGUCUUAUUUUUACGUUGAUAUUACCUCCUAUCUUCUUGUCAUUGCAGGAAACCUCGCGUUCUGGGCGUAUGCCAUGCCAUUGUUUUGGGACCGAUUCCAAUCCCUCCUUCUACUGUUCUCGACGUCGGUUGAAAUUGGCUAUCACGACGAUCUGUAUGAUGAUGCCAUGCGAUGGAUUUCUAAGCAAAGCACCUUGAACCAUACGUUGCGAUUCGUUGCUGGCACAAGAAUCAACUUUGCUACCCUUUGGGAUGACACGGAGGAGGAUGAGAGAGAUCUUUCCGAAGCGGAUCAAUUGCGAUUCGAAAAUGAUCCAAGGCCGUUUUGGAUAAAGAGGGCGGAACUCAAUAAUCUUCGAACAAUUCGUUACACCCCCGCGCCAACUCAAACCCAUUAUUUUACCUACCGUGGAUGUUUGAUGGCUCUGCGUCGUCAACCGUAUAAAGAUGCCGGAAGUCCUUGGGUUGCAAGCAUGGAAAAGCUAUAUUUUUAUGCAGCCCCGUGGAGAAGGGAUGUGUUAAAGGACCUUCUGUAUAGCAUCCAGAAGGAUUCUAGCGAGCAUGACAAACGUUGUGUUGUGAAACGCGGUCUUAAACUGAGAUCCGAUUUCCAAUGGACACGGAUGGCAUCCAAGAAACCACGGCCCCUGUCGACAGUUAUCAUGGAUUCGGAACUGAAAAGGAGUAUUGUCCAAGAUAUACAAAACUACCUACAUCCUCGCACCCGUUCCUGGUACCAGUCCCGAGGUCUUCCGUAUCGGCGAGGUUACCUAUUUUACGGCCCGCCAGGUACAGGGAAGUCGAGUCUGUGUUUCGCAAUUGCCAGUCUGGUGCAGCUUGAAAUUUUUAUGGUCAGUCUCAGCGCAAGCGAUCUUGACGAAAAUGGCCUGGCUCUUCUAUUCCAGUCCCUUCCGAAUCGAUGCAUCGUUCUGUUUGAAGAUGUGGACCAGGCCGGCAUCCGGAAACGCGACACCGAUAUUCCUCUGUCACGGAACCGGUGCGAAACAGACGAAAUCACCGACUGCGACGGCUUGGAAUGCCACAGUUCCGAGCGGCGAUCAAGCGGUAUAACUCUUUCCGCAUUGCUCAAUGUCAUUGACGGUGUAUCAGCGCAGGAAGGCAGAAUCCUAAUCAUGACAACUAACCACAUCGAGAAACUUGACGGCGCUCUCCUUCGUCCUGGACGAGUAGAUAUGCGAGUUCCCUUCCACCAUGUCGACUCGUCAGCUAUUCAGCAGCUUUUUCUCUCCUUCUUUCUAAAGCCCACUGAUACACUGGUUAUGGAAGGCACGGAGUUAAUUAAUUCGAUCGAUUCACGGCCUCCCGCGGCCCGCCCCGAUUGGGAUAUUGAGGAAAUCAUGAAAUUGGCACUCGCAUUCGGAGACAAAGUUCCUCAGGGCCGUUAUACUGCAGCUGAGGUUCAAAACUAUCUGUUGUUACACAGGAAUGAUCCUGAGUCCGCAGUUCGUGAUGUGGCAGGAUGGGUGGGUUAA
Messenger RNA from Aspergillus ochraceoroseus IBT 24754, 1560 nucleotides. RefSeq names its product BCS1 and AAA domain-containing protein. The record is from RefSeq and is a predicted model, not a curated record. Gene Ontology annotation, cellular component: mitochondrial inner membrane. Lineage: Eukaryota; Fungi; Ascomycota; Eurotiomycetes; Eurotiales; Aspergillaceae. The transcript has a single exon. Gene Ontology annotation, biological process: mitochondrial respiratory chain complex III assembly; protein insertion into mitochondrial inner membrane from matrix. Gene Ontology annotation, molecular function: ATP hydrolysis activity; ATP binding. Bases 1 to 1560 code for a protein of 519 amino acids.